Molecule: messenger RNA, 2022 nt
Organism: Penicillium riverlandense
Lineage: Eukaryota; Fungi; Ascomycota; Eurotiomycetes; Eurotiales; Aspergillaceae
Product: mRNA decapping enhancer EDC3
Exons: 3
Coding region: 1-2022 (673 amino acids)
Biological process (GO): deadenylation-independent decapping of nuclear-transcribed mRNA; P-body assembly
Cellular component (GO): P-body
Molecular function (GO): mRNA binding
Source: RefSeq, a predicted model, not a curated record
AUGGCCUCCGAGUUCAUUGGCUACAACGUGCUCGUGACUUUGAGAGCACCCUCUGGGGGGAAGCUCCAAGGUCAAGUCGCCAAUGUGAUCGGGCAGAGUUUGUUGCUGCAAAAUGUGACUCUUAUGUGGAAUGGCCAACGUAUCCCCCAGUAUUCGAUUGAUGCCGCCAAUAUCGCCGAUCUCUCCCUGCAAACCACCACUUCAGCUCCCCCGCAGCGUCAGCAUGUACCGCAAGGGGCAACUCACACGCCAGCAGCAGCUCCACCACCACCGCAACAUCGCCCUCAACAACAAUUCGUCGACCCUGCGAUUCUGAGUUUCUCGAAACCCCCUUCCCAGCCCAACCAACCGCCUGCGCAGAGCCCUGUUGAAGCUGGCACCCAGCGCACUCCUGCAAAUGUCUCAGCUGCAUUGACGGAGCCAUUCAGUCACCUUGGAUUGAAUGUGGAGAGCAGAGCAACAGAAUCGUCGGGGACACUCCCGGCGAACGAGCUUCAAAAUACCCAGAAUGCCAAACAGACACCGAGACGCAACAGGCGGGGUAAUGGAGAGGCUCUGAACAAACAUGGAGCUGCUGCAAGCACCAAUCCGAAGAGCAAAGGCUGGCGUCAAACCGCAUUCGUAGAACCUGCAGCCCCUCCCAACGAGGCCUCACCCUCGACACCCGCUGCGAAACUUCGCAGGAAGAAGCAUCGUCAGCCCUAUGCAGAGGAUGCCAGUGGCUGGGCUACGGAGGAUGCAACGGACAUCCAGGAGCUGGGUGAAUUUGAUUUCCAAAGCAACUUGUCCAAAUUUGACAAACACCGAGUGUUCGCGGAGAUUCGAAAUGAUGACACCACGGCAGACGAGGCGCGUUUGGUCAGCUUCAACCGGAAAGCCAAGCCUGGGACGAAUGGGGGAAAGAACUUGCACUGGACGGAGAAUGUUCUCGACAGCCCGCAGAACAGUGAGAGCGACGACGAUAUCGAGCAAAUCAGCGAUGCCAGACUCAGUGGCGAGACCAGAUCGGGACGAGAGCGCUCCCGAGCGGCUUUGCGGAUCCAACCUACUCGCAAAGGCAGCGGUGUACUGGGACAGCCGUCUUUUAUCCCGCCACAAAUCAACACCCUUUCGCGCAGCCAGACAUUGAACACCUCCCGAACCACGAGCCCUCGGCCCGGCAGAGCGUCAGCCUCUCCCAUGGUUGGCCCUGGUGUCUCCGGAGCCUCUCUCCGCCUGACUACUACCAACCGCAGUUGCCCGACGGUGAGCCCUCUGCAAACACUCGAGGUCGAGCAGAUUUCGGUGGCAGAGUUUGGUUUGACCGAAGAUCUCAUCACUGAGAACGCGGGGCGAGGCAUUGCAGAAGCCGCCGUUGCUCUUCUUUCCAACGACGCCGCUGCUCCUACUAUGCUGAUUCUCACUGGCAAUCACCGUACCGGCGCACGCGCGGUCUCCGCUGCCCGCCACCUUCGAAACCGAGGCCAUCGCGUCACCUUGUGCAUGCUCGGUCUGGAACAUGAAACCGAACUGCUGGAAAGUUGCCGUAAGCAGCUCGACAUUUUCCGCAAGAUUGGCGGCCGCGUUAUGAAAUGGGAGGAACUGUCAGGGCGCUUGUCCACCUCGGAAGUAGACCCUGACUUGGUCAUCGAUGCGCUGUUUGGCAUGCACAUCGCUUUCGAUGAUUUGCGGAAUGAUGACCAAGCCGUAGCGUUUGAGAUGAUCUCGUGGAUGAAUCUGGAUAGUGCCAGCAUUCUUUCUGUCGACGUCCCAUCUGGCCUGUCGGCUACUACUGGCGAGGUGACCAUGGUCGAAGGCAGCCCACUGUGCGUGAAUGCAACGUCGGUUGUAUGCUUAGGUGCUCCGAAGACAGGGAUCCUCAGUGCCUCUCUCUCCGGAGAGGAACUAUCUUGGAGCCUCGCCGUCGCCGACAUUGGGAUUCCGCAGAUCGUAUGGCGCAAGUACGGUACCCGGCGUCGACAUGGCAUUGAUUUCGGAAAUCGGUGGGUGGUGCCUCUGCGGUUCCAGCCCUCGGCCAUCUAG